UAGAAGGGUAGAAAGAAUAGGGAGUGGAUAGAAAUAGAUAUUGAUACAGAAGGAAAGAGUAGAUACAGAAUAAUGAGGGCAGAAUAGAAGGGUAGAAAGAAUAGGGAGUGGAUAGAAAUAGAUAUUGAUAGAGAAGGAAAGAGAGAGUAGAUAGAGAAUAAUGAGGGCAGAAUAGGAUAGAAAGAAUAGGGAGUUGAUAGAAGUAGAUGCUGAUAGAGAAGGAAAGAGUAGAUACAGAAUAAUGAGGGCAGAAUAGAAGGAUAGAAAGAAUAGGGAGUUGAUAGUAGUAGUAUAGAUAAAAAGCAAUAGAGAAUGAUAAUAACAGUAGUAGAUAGAGAAGGAUAGAAAGAAGAGGUAGUGGACAGUAUUAGAGAUAAGAAGUGAUAGAUAUAGAUAUGGAGAAGGAAAGAAAGUAUAGAUAGUAGAUUAGUAAUAGAUAGAUAAUGAGGGAAAAGAGGAAUGAAAUAUAGGUAGUAAUAGAAAUAGAGAAUGAGAAAAUAAAAGAAGAAAUAAAUAUGUGUGAUUAUUAAUUUGGAUGUAUAAGAGAACUGUAUUUAACAAGGUAGGAAUAGAUGCUUUGGUUAAUAUUUAUGGCUGAAGUUAAUGCACUAUACGACUAACAUGAUUCUGCCCCAGGAUGACACAUACACAAACAAACAUCGACUAAGCCAACCUUCUCUCCUAGUCCUUCUCUUCCUCCUUUAUUACCAAGGCUACGGAGGGCAAGAACAGACCUUUAGACUCGUACCCAAUUGCUUGAGUCACUCCCAACACAAACAUCUGCUCAAGGAUUACACACACACAUCGACUAACCUAUCUCUCCUUUCUAGCUCUUCUGUUUCACUUCUAACCAUUACCAGAGUUACAAGGGGCAAGAACAGACCUUUAGACUCUCAUCCAAAUGGUCUAAAUCCUUCCUAAUACAAACAGCUGCCCAGGGAUGACACACACAAACAAACAGACAAACCUCUACUAACCCAACCUUCCCUCCAAGCCAAGCCACACGGCGAUAAGAGACGCGAGGGAGGAGAGAGCGAAAGAUAAAGAUGAAGCAAGGUAAGUGAUAGAGGGGAGGGAUAUGACCUGAGCCUGACUACCUGGUGUGUCCGCAGGCUGGUGGAUCCCUGGAAAUGUUCAUGACGGACGACCAGAAGAAAUACUACAACGCCAUGAAGAAAAUGGGAGGGAAAAAGCCGCUCAAGGCCAUUCCGCGGCCACAGUUUCGUCCCCAAGCCGUCGUGUUCGAGAUAGUGACUAACAAGAAGUUUGACAUGAUCAUCAUGAUCUUCAUCGGAUUGAACAUGCUGACUAUGACUAUGGAUCACUACAACAUGUCGGAGAAGUGGAAGAUGGGGCUCAACUACCUCAACCUCAUCUUCAUCUGCAUCUUCACGUCGGAGUGCGUGCUGAAGGUCUUCGCGCUGCGCUGGCACUACUUCAAGGAACCCUGGAACCUGUUCGACUUCGUGGUGGUCAUCAUGUCCAUCCUCGGUCUGGUGCUGAAGGACAUCAUCGAGAAGUACUUCGUGUCGCCGACGCUGCUCCGUGUGGUGCGUGUGGCCAAGGUGGGCCGAGUGCUGCGUCUGGUGAAGGGCGCCAAGGGCAUCCGAACACUGCUCUUCGCCCUGGCCAUGUCCCUGCCGGCGCUCUUCAACAUUUGUCUCCUCCUUUUCCUUGUCAUGUUCAUCUUCGCUAUAUUCGGCAUGUCCUUUUUUAUGAACGUGAAGCCCACGGGUGGACUGGACGAAGUGUACAACUUCAGGACGUUCUUCCAGUCCUUCAUCCUGUUGUUCCAAAUGAUGACAUCGGCGGGGUGGGACGGCGUGCUUAGCGGCAUCGUGAACGAGAAGGACUGUAAGCCACCCAACCCCGAGGUGGGUGACCCUGGGGACUGCGGCAACCAGGCCAUCGGGAUCGCCUACUUGCUGGGCUAUCUGGUGAUCAGCUUCCUCAUCGUGAUCAACAUGUACAUCGCCGUCAUCUUGGAGAACUACUCACAAGCCACGGAGGACGUGGAGGAGGGCCUCACCGACGACGACUACGACAUGUACUACGAGAUAUGGCAGCAGUUUGACCCCAAGGGCACCCAGUACAUCGAGUUCGCGCAGGUCUCAGACUUCCUCGACGUCCUGGAGCCGCCGCUCCAGAUUCACAAGCCCAACAAGUACAAAAUUGUGUCGAUGGACAUUACCAUCUGUAAGGGCGACAUGGUGUUCUGUGUGGACGUCCUGGACGCCCUCACCAAGGACUUCUUUGCCCGCAAGGGUAAUCCCGUAGAGGACUCGGCCGACAUAGGUGAUGUCGGGCCCCCGCAGGACCGGCCGGGCUACGAGCCCGUGUCGUCCACUCUGUGGAGGCAGCGGGAGGAGUACUGCGCCCGCCUGAUCCAGCAGGCGUGGCGCAGACACCGGCAGCACAAGGACCAGUCGUCCCUGUCUGGCGGAGAGUCCCAGGAGGAGCUGAAGCAGGCAGACACGGCCGUCCUGGUCGAGAGCGACGGUUACGUCACAAAAAACGGCCAUAAGGUGGUGAUACACUCGCGGUCACCAUCCCUCACCUCACGCUCCACCGACGUGUGACCCCAAGGCGAGUACCUCACUUGUUGCUGCUUCUUGACCCGCGCCGCCCACCCCGCCCCGCCCAACCCCACCCCGCCCCGCCCCGCCUUGCCUCGCCUCGCCUCGGGCUCUGGCGCCGCCGCCCACCCCUUGGGGCUCUCUCGGGCCCCGCAUCGUCGGUCGCGCCUUCCCUGUUCGGGCUCGCCGCACUCUUAAUGCCUUGUUGUUUAUGUUUGUUGUGCGACCCCAUAGCCCGCAGCCCGUAGCCGCCGCCCGCAGCCCAGUCCACAGCCCCAGCCCGCUGAUCACAUCCAGCUCGCAGUCCACAGCCCCCAACCCGCCCCGCCCCGCCCCAGCUGGCAGGCCCCAACACCACCCACCCACACUUGAGUUUCUCUGUUAUCUGGCCGAGACCUCUCGCCGCAUCCCGAGUGCUGGGGGCUGCAUGGCGUCCUGGUGCUGCGAGGACUGCGUCGCCUCGCCGGCGUAGGGCUCAGGCCACUGGCGAGCUGGCCGAGACUCUGGCCACUGCCGCCCACACCCCAGCGGCCGCCCACACCUGCCAGCGGCCGCCACACCUGCCAGCGGCCGCCCACACCCUCCAACGACCGCCACACCCGCCAGCGGCCGCCCACACCCGCCCACGCCCACAGUAUUGUUGCCGUGUAUGAAACACCGGCCACACCCUCACCCUGGCCGGGGCGGCGCGGGGCAGCCGGCGCGGGGCCGAGGCGGGGCCGCCCCGGCAGUGGCCACGUGUACCAACAGCUGACAGCAUAAUUAGUGCAUGAGGCCCCGACGCCCUUACCAUUGUAGCCCAGCAUAAUACGCCUAGCAGGUGCUAACUGCCCCGCCCCGCCCCGCCCCCUGCAGGCCCCCCCACCCCAGCCUGCUGCCCGCCACCUGUUUCCUGGUGCUCAGGAUCCCCACCACCCACCUCCCCCGCCCCACCCCUGCACCCUCACCGCGCGACGCCCGGGGCCGCGCCUCGUCCCUCCCCUCCUGAGGGAGUAAGUGUUGAGGGCGUGCCAGGGAGCGCCGCCUCCCUCUUCCCCAAGUGGAGGCCGCCCCGAUGACGCCGCCCCCAACCACCCUUCCCCCCCCCCCUUCACGCCCCUUUCCCCAUCACCACCACCGUGCCCCGCCACCCACGUCCUGCCCCGCCUCAGAAUUUCCCUUUGUCCUUUCUUGGCUUACUGUGGGGCACCCCCGCCCCGCCCCGCCCCGCCCCGCCGGUCACGGGGCCACACACAGCCCGGACGACAUGGCCUUAAGUCUGGUGUAGUGUUACCAGUCCGGAUUGUUUCCUGCACAAUAUUCUAUGUCGACACGCAGUUAUUAUGGAGGUAAUUAAUUUUGAGAUGAUCCUACUAUAAGGUUACGCUGUGCAUAAUAAUAAAAAAAACUAUUUUAUAUUUAUGAUGAUACAAGUGAAAGUAAAGUCUAAGAGGCGCCUCCUGCAUGAGCCAGCCGAGCACCCGGCGGGGCCACCCGGCGGCGGCGGCGGCCCGCGCCCCUUCCCCCCGCCAGCCGCCGCCGCCAGCCGCCCUCCGCCGCCCAGGCAGCAGCUGGUGGAGGCUGCGGGCCGGCGUGGAGGAGCCGCGCACUGGUCCACCGCUCUUACACUUCAUAACCAUACAUGUAGCAUAGGAAUAUUGUUGAAAAUUUUGCCAUGGAACUUUUAUCUGAGUGAUGGAAAACUAUGAUGGAAUCUUCGCUCCCAUAGUAAUACUCGAGGCUUGAGUGUGCUGGCAGGCGAGGGGCGGGCCGUCCCCCCGGGCCCCGUCCCUCGCCACUCAACAGCGGCUUGUAUUUGCAGACACUAAGUUUUAAGAAAGAGCGCUGUGAACCUUCCUACUGGUACACGUCUUAGUUGGUAAGGCGCCCCGGCACCUGCUGUACCCCUCGGUUGCCCGCCCUCAUGUGAUACACUUGUGUAAUAUUCAAAUUGUUAUAUUCUUGAUAAGCAGGUUUGUUUUCUAUUCUACCGGCCGCCACACGCGACGUGCCCAGCUGCACCGCGUAGCUGCGGCGACGGAGAGCAAGGGAGGGUUGAUGCGGCCUGGGCACGGGCCACCGCCCUUCCCCGGGUGGCCCCGCCCCGCCCCGCCCCACCCCACCCUUAAACCCCACACCCCACCUCAAUUAUUGUCUCAAAAAGAUGCAACAUCAACAACAGCAACAUCAACAACUGGUCAAAAUCAGGUGUAGUGGCCUCAGUCCCUUACUUUCCGCGCCAGCAGGCGGCCGCCCAGCCCUCCCUUUCUUGUGGAGGCCCCACCACCACGCCCCUCAGUGUGCCCCCCCCCCCUCCUUGGUUCCCGCCCUCAGCCCCGCCCCCUCCACGACGCCGCCUGCCGCCCGUGUCACUCACUGGUCUGUCUCUCAAGCUGAUAAUGAUAAUCUUAUGAUGAAAAACGGCUUUACUUUCAUUCUACAUUUCGCCUUUUUGCUUGCACUUUGUAAAAUGUUUUGAAUUCCACAGUUUGUACUAUAUUAUCUGUACAUAAUACGUCAUCGAAUAAAUUUUUGAUAAUUUACCACGAAGAAA
This is a messenger RNA of Eriocheir sinensis (Chinese mitten crab), 5109 nucleotides long. RefSeq names its product sodium channel protein para-like. Gene Ontology annotation, biological process: neuronal action potential; membrane depolarization during action potential; sodium ion transmembrane transport. NCBI's taxonomy places the organism in Eukaryota, Metazoa, Arthropoda, Malacostraca, Decapoda, Varunidae. Gene Ontology annotation, molecular function: calcium ion binding; voltage-gated sodium channel activity. The transcript is spliced from 3 exons. Gene Ontology annotation, cellular component: plasma membrane; voltage-gated sodium channel complex. The record is from RefSeq and is a predicted model, not a curated record. Bases 1131 to 2579 code for a protein of 482 amino acids.